Linum trigynum is the source of this 5225-nucleotide messenger RNA. The record is from the annotation of a GenBank genome assembly. Lineage: Eukaryota; Viridiplantae; Streptophyta; Magnoliopsida; Malpighiales; Linaceae.
UAAUGUGAUACAUUAGGUAAAUAUUUUAGAGGAAUGAUUAUUUCUUAUGCAAUUAAACGAGCCUAUUGCAUAAUUCUUACCGUCGAUAAGAGUGUGAAAUGGUUUGGUCCAUACUGAACCAUAUCGUACCAAACCCCUACAAAAACAUAUAUUGCUUGGUCCAAUGAAUUUUAUGAAAACUGAAAAGAUUGAUCAAAUUGACACUUUAAACAUAUCAAACGGGAUCGAAUGCAAUGUUGUUUCGAUACUUGGUUCGAAGAUGUCUUUUGUUAUUGGACCAAAAUUCUCAUGAAUUUGAUUCGGUUCGGACUGUUGCACAUCCUAACCGCCGCAAAGCGCGGGCCAGAAAACUAGUUGUUUUUCUAAAUUUUGGAAGAUAAAGUUUUUUUACACUAAGUAGGCCAAAACUUUCCUAGAUUCAAUUUGGCCUCCCACACACAUGAAAAGUCCCCUCAAAUUUAAUUUUAAUCCAAACCGGUGGAGUGAACGUUUUCCUCCGAAUCCAAUUUUGCCUCUCAUUCCCACCACUCACGAAACAAGCAUUUUCCCCUCUUCUCCCAAAAGUCAAAGAUCCAAAACCCUCCAUCGAUAAACAUAGUCCUAAUAUAGAAAUCCAUAAAUUAGUACAGUAAUUAGGAUGGGCAUCGGUCUGGUCCUGAGCAAAUCGGAACAAACUUAAGAGAAUCGCGAUUCAAAAGUGCAAGAUAUCUCAAGACCAAGGACCAGACCAAUAGUACAUUCGGUCUGCUAUGGUCCACUUUGGUUUGGUCCAAAUAUCAAUUUGAUCCAUUUUUAUUCAGCAUUUAUAAAAUUCAAUGGACCAAGGAUCGAAUCAUAUUAUAUUUGAUUUGUUGUUAUCCGAUUCUAACAUCGAUUUGUUCCAGGGUGGUCCUGUAUGGACCAACCUAUUGCCCACCCUAACAAUAAUAAAAUGAUUAUGUAAAUAAAUAAUCUAAAAAAGGAUAAAUAGUUUAAUAUAUUUGAUUAGUUUCCCUAUUUUUAUGAGUACCUAUGAAGUAGAAGUAAAUUUGAUGAAAAAUUCAAAAACUAAGGGGUAAAUGCCACAUUUGGUCACUGAUAUUACUAAAUCAUGUAAUGUUUAGUCACUAGAAAAAAUUAAUAUCAAUGUUGGUCACUCGAAUACUCCGUAAUCUGACCUACCCGUAACUGAAACAAUUUAUAAUCCGAUUAACUUGCUUGAUGCGUAACCCGAUUGAUCGUAGUCCGAUAAACCCACAAUCCGAUAGAAUCAAAUUUGAUUAACUUUCAACUCAAUUGACACACAACCCGAUUCAACACGACUCGAACCGCACCAUUGACGACAUAUACUGAUAAGUAUAGGUGUCAAAACAUAGCUCGACCCAAUUAACCCGCCUGAUCAACCCGACCCGCAACCCGAUCACAAUCUGAAUUGACUAAAAGUCAACAACCCGCCUGACCCGCAACCCGAUUGACCUGCAAUGCGACUAACCCACAACCUGAUUAACCCGAACCCGAUUGACCCGAACCCGACUAACCCGUAACUCGCCCGACUCAACCCGAACUUCACCUAAUCCACUUGAAUAAUUAUUAUAAUAUACAAUACAUAGUUUUUCAAAAUAAAGUUUUUCAUUCUAAACUUAGGUAAAUUAUUUUUUCAUUUCGUAUAGGGAAUUUAAAAAAUAUGAAACUUACUUGAUACUAUGUAUUUUAAGAAAAUUACAAAAAUUGAAACAUGAAGGUCACUUGAACACUAAGUUUUUUAACAAAAUUUAAAAAGUAAAUAUAAAAUAUAAAAUCAACAUAAUGUCAAUAUUAAUAAUGAAGAAUUAAUAAUUGAGAUCAUGGACAAUAUUAAUAUAAUAUAUAAAUUAAAAUAUUGGUUAAUUUACCUAUUCAAUAAAAUUAUAAAUUAAAUAUAAAUAAAAUAAAGUAAUGUAUUUGGUAAUUUUAUCUUUUUAAAAGAAGAGGGAAAUUUUGGUGUAUUCAACUUUUUGGGAAGAGAAAGAAGAGGGAAGUUUGGUUCUUUGAAUUUUUUAGAAAAGAAACAAGUGAGAAUUUUGGUGGUUUCUAUUUGUGGGAAGAAAAAGAAGUGGGAAAAUUUGGUUCUUUUGAUUAUGAAAGAGAAAUAAGGAGGGAAAUUUUGAGUUUUCAACUUUUUGUGGAAGUCAGGAAGGAAGAGAGAAAUUUGGUUCUUUCAAUUUUAUGGAAAAGAAAGAGGAGGAAAAAUUGAGUGUUUCUAAUUUAUGGAAGGAGAAAGAAUGAGGGAAAUUUUAGUUUUUUUUUAAAAGAAAAAAUGAAACAAAUUUGGUGUUUUCAACUUUUUUUAUUUUUCAAAAUUUUAGCCUUUGAAAUAUGAAUCGUUAAUUUUUAUAUGGAGGUCAUGCUACUUAAAUGUAUUCUUAUAUGCUUUGAAUGCAUAUAUAUAUAUAUAUAUAUAUAUAUAUAAUUGUUUAUGGAUUAAUAAGUAAAUUAAUCAUUAGUUACAAUAAUUAUACUAAACUUGAUAAGUAAUCUUUGACGGUUCGUUGUUUAGGGUAUAAAGUAUAUGGUUAGAGUAUAGGGUAUAAGGUACAGAUGGUUUAGGGUGUAUAUGGUUAGAGUAUAAGAUAUUGAUGGUUUUGACGGUUCUAAGUUUAUUAUUAACAUAUGUUCACUUGAAGUCAUUUGAAGUCUUUAACGGCAGGAGAUCCCUUUUUAAUUUAUGUUUGUGGUACGUGGUUAGGGUACAAGGUAUAUGGUGUAGAGUAUAUGAUAUAUGGUUAGGGUAUAGCAAUUAGCAAAUAUCACUUUUUAUCUAUAUUUUAAAAAUCAAAGUAUGAAUUUCAAUUUUAAAUUAACUAUACUAGCAAAAUCACAACUCUUAAGGACAUAUGGUUAGGGUAUAGGGUAUGUGGUUAAUGUAUAAUGUAUUGAUGGUUUAGGGUAUACAAUCAACAACAUAUACUAACUUAAUAUUGACGAUUGAGGGUAAGGCUAAGUGUAUAUGAUAUAUGUUAUUGAGUAAGUUAUGAUUAAAGUCACAAUAAUUUUACUAAAUUUGAUAGUUAAUCUUUAAUGGUUCAAUUUUUAGGAUAAUUCGAACAAUUUUACAAAUAACACGUUUGGCAACAGUUUACUGAAGUUAUUUGGGCAAUGAUACUAAAUGAGAUACUGUAAUCCAAUUACAGUACUGAAAUAAUACUAAAAUAUCAAAUAAACAAUUAAUGGUGUCUUUUGUUUGCAAAUGUUGAUAUCACCAUUACUAGAGAAAUUUUACAAUGCUAUAUAGUAUUGGUGCUAUAGGAUUUUGCCUUUAUGGUACAACUUAAAAUUGUACAUUUACGUUAUGGUACAACUUUAGAUUGUACCUAUACUUUUUGUACAAAUUCUUUUAUGGUACAACUUGAACUUGUACCUUUAUAUGAUGGUACAACUUCAAGUUGUAAAGUUGUACCAUAACAUAAUGGUACAAAUUGUUUUAUGGUACAACCUAAACUUAUACAUUUAAUAUUAUGGUACAACUUUAAGUUGUACAUUAAAGCACCAAUACUAUAUAGCAUAGUAGAAGUGCUCACAUUACUAUUAGCUAGUGUACUUUACCAAUUAUGAUUAAUUACAUAACAAGUUUGCAAGUCAUACAAAUUUAUUUAACAUUUUGACUUGUUUUUUUCUAAAAAUUUAAGUAUAUAUAUACGAGGUAGAAAUAAAUUGGUUAAAAAUUUGAGAAAGAUAUUUUAAAUUAGUGUAAUAAAAUGUGUAAGUUGGUAACGAGUAAUGAGUAAGUUACUCGAUGCGCUGACCCGAACAACCCAAAACCCGAUCCGCUCGCAACCCGCCCGACCCAAAAUCCGAUGAACUAGCAACUCGAUUUGCCUGCAACCCGUUUGAACCCGAACCCGAUAAUCCAAACCCGAAUAAUCCGCAACCCGAAUAACCCGAACCCGCUCGAUUGACACGUAUACUGAUAAGUAAUAACUACCCUUGUUGGCUGUGGCCCCGUGGCUUGGGCAGUAUAAUUGUGACUGGAUUGGAGAGAUGGACAAGGACCCUUAUCCCGAAGAGAGAAAACCCUAUAGAAGUCUGCCAAGUCAGCAACAAGGAUCUCUAGUGUAUCCAUUACUGGCAUUCUAAACGCCACAAGUUGCUCACCGCAAUCUGCCCUCCCUCGUUUAUAUUCGCCCAAAAAUUUCCACCCACCCACCUGCCAUCUGCUAAUCACAGAAUCGAAACGCUAUCAGGCAAUCACAGAUCUAAGGCUCGCCUCUAAUAACUGCAAAGAUGGCCGCCGCCAUGAUGUCCGCUACUCUCCCGCAGUUCAGCGGGCUCAGAACCCAGACCUCACUCUCCCCCGUCAACAAAUCCCUGGCAGCUGUUGUGCCGAUGAGACGCGGCAGGGGAAAUGGAGCAUUGGGUGCUCGUAUGGACUUUAUUGGCUCUCCCACUAACUUGAUAAUGGUGACGGCGACGAGCUUGAUGCUGUUUGCUGGGAGAUUUGGGCUGGCACCGUCGGCAAACAGGAAGGCGACGGCAGGGCUGAAGCUGGAGGCGAGGGACUCCGGGCUACAAACAGGGGACCCAGCUGGGUUCACGCUCGCCGACACCUUGGCUUGCGGUACCGUCGGCCACAUCAUUGGCGUUGGAGUUGUUCUUGGCCUCAAGAACAUUGGAGCUCUGUAAAAGAGAAGAAAUUGUUAAUUGUCAACGACAUUGUCUACCAAUUCCAGUAAUUUCGUUCACCCAUGUUUCUUGGCUAGCUGUACAUGAUCGUAAUGCGUAUUAUUCCUUUCGAUCGCGGAAUACGUUUCGAAUUGUCUUGCGGAGUUGCGUGUAAUGGAACCGUUAACCCAAUCGUUUACUGAGAGGAGAUGCUUGAUCGCGCGUAUCUUCGUGUUAUAAGGUUUGCUGGAUUAAGAGAGCUUAUGAGGUUCACUCAACGAGGUAAGAAUCAAGCCAGCUCUCUCGAGCCUAACUAGUUGAGCUUGUCUAACAACAUCUUCGGGAUUAGGGUUUUCGAGGAUGUAAGUUGCUUUCUCCAUUCUUCUCAUUCAUCACAUAGUGUGGUGCUACGGUCAGCGGCGGAUCCCGGACAUAGUAGAGCACUGGGCCGCAUUUUAUUAUAAAACUAGAUAUCGUAAAAAAUCAUGAGUUUUUUACUAUAUCAAUUGUACAUGUCGAUCUUUUAAUGUAGCGAAUUCAUCAAUAAUGGAGUCUACAUCCAUACAAAUAGCAUACUACUCUCUUUCAAAUAAAAUAGUUAACCAAUU